AUGAUCAGUGUGGUCCGAGUUUCGACUCCCCAAGUCAAGAACUUCAUCUCGCCCAAAGUUCCAACGCAGGGGGUUCCUUGCAACACCGGUCCAGUUACUCCACCCUUCUCGGGAGAUUCACAGUUAAUAAGCGAUGGGCUAUUCAUAGUCGAAGGCGGAUUGGAGCGACGAUUUGAGCACGCAGAUGGGGCGACCCCGUCUAAGUGGCAAAAAAAAAAGUCUCGAAUUUACGAUCCGUAUGGGGAAUGUCGCAGGAAAGCGAACUUUGAAAUACCUCUCAACUCACGAGUCACGACAAAAGAGGGGCCUAAUUAA
Aspergillus puulaauensis is the source of this 315-nucleotide messenger RNA. RefSeq lists its product as uncharacterized. The transcript has a single exon. The record is from RefSeq and is a predicted model, not a curated record. Lineage: Eukaryota; Fungi; Ascomycota; Eurotiomycetes; Eurotiales; Aspergillaceae. Bases 1 to 315 code for a protein of 104 amino acids.